Messenger RNA from Bolinopsis microptera, 987 nucleotides. RefSeq names its product probable serine/threonine-protein kinase kinX. NCBI's taxonomy places the organism in Eukaryota, Metazoa, Ctenophora, Tentaculata, Lobata, Bolinopsidae. The record is from RefSeq and is a predicted model, not a curated record. The coding region runs from base 1 to 987 and encodes 328 amino acids. The transcript has 3 exons.
AUGGCUGAGGACGCUAAGGUGAAGGACACUAAGGUGGAGGACGCUAUGGUGAAGGACACUAAGGUGGAGGACACUAAGGUGGAGGACGCUAAGGUGGAGGACGCUAAGGUGGAGGACACUAAGGUGGAGGACACUAAGGUGGAGGACGCUAAGGUGGAGGACGCUAUGGCUGAGGACGCUAUGGCUGAGGAAGCUACGGUGGAGGACACUAAGGUGGAGGACACUAAGGUGGAGGACGCUAUAAAGGUGGAGGACGCUAAGGUGGAGGACACUAAGGUGGAGGACACUAAGGUGGAGGACACUAAGGUGGAGGACGCUAAGGUGGAGGACACUAAGGUGGAGGACGCUAAGGUGGAGGACACUAAGGUGGAGGACGCUAAGGUGGAGGACGCUAUGGCUGAGGACGCUAUGGCUGAGGAAGCUACGGUGGAGGACACUAAGGUGGAGGACACUAAGGUGGAGGACGCUAUAAAGGUGGAGGACGCUAAGGUGGAGGACACUAAGGUGGAGGACACUAAGGUGGAGGACACUAAGGUGGAGGACGCUAAGGUGGAGGACACUAAGGUGGAGGACGCUAAGGUGGAGGACGCUACGGCGGAGGACACUAAGGUGGUGGACGCUAUGGCUGAGGACGCUACGGUGGAGGACACUAAGGUGGUGGACACUAAGGUGAAGGACACUAAGGUGGAGGACACUAAGGUGGAGGACGCUAUGGCUGAGGACGCUAAGGUGGAGGACACUAAGGUGGAGGACACUAAGGUGGAGGACGCUAAGGUGGAGGACGCUAAGGUGGAGGACACUAAGGUGGAGGACGCUACGGUGGAGGACGCUAUAAAGGUGAAGGACACUAAGGUGGAGGACACUAAGGUGGAGGACGCUAAGGUGGUGGACGCUAUGGCUGAGGACGCUACGGUGGAGGACACUAAGGUGGUGGACACUAAGGUGAAGGACACUAAGGUGGAGGACACUAAGGUGGAGGACGCUUAG